Pygocentrus nattereri (red-bellied piranha) is the source of this 8039-nucleotide messenger RNA. RefSeq lists its product as uncharacterized. The record is from RefSeq and is a predicted model, not a curated record. Bases 155 to 1813 code for a protein of 552 amino acids. NCBI's taxonomy places the organism in Eukaryota, Metazoa, Chordata, Actinopteri, Characiformes, Serrasalmidae. The transcript has 4 exons.
UGCGUCUCUGCGUCAGAUGACGCUCAGCCCCGAGCGCCCUAUAUAUAUAUAGAGGGUCCGGAGCGCACGAGCGCGCACCGUCUCUCCUCCGUCACUCACUCACUCACUCACUCCUCUCUCCUCCUCUCGCUCUCUCCAUCCGAAAGAAAGAAGCAUGACUUUUCCCGGAGACCUGUACGCGAGCAGCUCGUACCGGCGGAUAUUCUCGGAUGCCCCCCGUCUGUCCUCGCGCGGCCCGGCGGGCUGCCCCACGGCGUCCCGGCUGCACGCGAGCCCCAGGCUGGGAGCGCGCCUCGCGCUGGACGCCUCGGUGGACUUCGCGCACACGGCGGCCGUGACCAACGAGAUGAAGAUCAUCCGCACGAACGAGAAGGAGCAGCUUCAGGGCCUCAACGACCGCUUCGUGUGCUUCAUCGAGAAGGUGCGCGCGCUCGAGCAGCGCAACCGCGCGCUGGAGGCCGAGGCCGCGGCGCUGCGCGAGCGCCACCGCGAGCCCUCGCGCCUCCGCGACCUCUACGAGCGCGAGAUGCGCGAGCUGCGCGCCCGCGGCGACGAGCUGGCGCGCGACGCCAGCCGCCUGCGUGUGGAGCGCGCGCAGGCCGGCGAGGCGCUCGAGCGCGCCAAGGAGCAGCUGGCCGAGGAGACGCGGCGGCGCGAGGAGGCGGAGCGCGGCGCGAGCGCCUGCAGGAGGGACGCCGAGGAGGCGGCGCUGGCCAGGCACGAGCUGGAGAGGAGGGUGGAAGCGCUGCUCGAGGAGAUCGACUUCCUCAGAAGGGUGCACGAGGAGGAGCUGCGCGAGCUGCAGGCGGCGCUGCAGGCCACGCAGGUAUCCGUUGAGAUGGACAUGAGUAAGCCGGAUCUGGCCGUGGCUCUGAAGGACAUCCGCGUUCAGUACGAGACGCUUUCUGCCAGGAACCAGCAGCAGGCGGAGGAGUGGUACCGCUCCAAGUUCGCCAGCGUCACCGAGGUCGCAGCCCGCAAUACCGACGCCAUAAAGCAGGCCAAAGAUGAGCUGGGCGAGUACCGGCGGCAGGUGCAGGCACGGACCCUGGAGAUAGAGGCCCUCAGGGGCCACAACGAGGCUCUGGAGCGGCAGCUGGCAGAGAUGGAAGACCGCCACAGCAAUGAAAUCGGCGAACUGCAGGAGACUAUCCAGCAGCUGGAGGACGCCCUGCGCAGUACUAAGGGAGAAAUGUCCCGCCAUCUGCGCGAGUACCAGGAGCUGCUGAAUGUCAAGAUGGCGCUGGACAUCGAGAUCGCUGCCUACAGGAAGUUGCUGGAGGGUGAGGAAACCCGUCUAAGCACUGUGGGCGGGGCUUUGCUCCAGUCCGCCUACUCCGGCAUCUCCUUCACACCAGGACGCGCUUUCACUUUGGGCACUUACAGGAGGGGCGUGGCCAAGCCUGCUGAGCAAGAGGAGGAAGAAGAGGAGGAAGCAGAGGCAGAGGAGAAGGAAGAGGAAGAAGAAGCAGCAGAGGAGGAGGGAGAAGGAGGAGAAGAAGGAGAAGAAGGAGAGGGUGAAGGAGAAGAAGAAGGAGAGGGAGAAGACGAAGGAGAGGAGGAAGGAGAAGAAGAAGCAGAGGAAGGAGAAGAGCAGGAAGAGGCUGAGGAGGGAGAGGUGAAUGGAGAGGAGGAGGAGGAGAAGGAAGAGAAAGUAGAGAAAGAGGAGAAGGAGGACAAGCAGAAAGAGAAGGAGGUGGAGAAGGAGAAGAAGAAGGACGGGAGCAAGGGUGAUAACAACAAAGUGGAAAGCAAGAGCGAAAAGGCCGAGAACAACAAAGGAGAAAAAGGCUCUGCGGCCAAAAGCAAGUAGAGCUCUCGCUGCUCCACUGCUGCCCUCCAAACACAUAUCCACCGAACUGUGAUCUCCUUUACCUCUCUGCUCAUCACACCCACACACUCACGCAAGCACAAACACUCACACACGCAUGGAAAUGCACCCAUACCAUCAGCACCGCUCACCAUCGUCCAUCUCUGGGCACUGUAAGGUUUACAAGCAGUCCGGCGCACUCUUAUUAAAAGGGCUACUUAAAGGGUUCUUUAGUAAAAGCAUUUAAAGGUUUAAUCAGGGGGAUCAAACUACCAACCUGCUACACACAGCUUCCUACAGUGCAUCACAUAUUUACAUUUCAUCCUCAAAUUCACAAAAUCACAAAAUACGGCUAAAUAUUCACAUUUGAUGGUUAGAUUUGCUUCUCCCACCAGACUCUGUGACUCAUUUCUCAGCAGAAGCUGUAUGAAAUCAGCUUGGACUGAUGAUUAUGAUAUCAAAAGCAGUGCAUGCAAAAUGAACCAUUUAAAUCCUGAGGCUGUGGAACGUCGUAGUUUAACUAUAAGUAACUUAGCUAGUGUCCUAAAUUAGACAGAUACUUAAAUUUGCCCUCAUUGAUUCAUUCAUGACGCAGUUGUAACAUACCAGGGGCUUCACCCUGAGCGAGGUUUGAACUCAUGGCACUUAUGUUAGUAGUCGGUAGUGCAGAGCAACUGAGGGUCGGGAUAAAAAUGCAAUGAAGCGAAAAAGGGCCGGAAAAACAAACUAGAGAAGGAACAAAUUAAAAGGGAACGCGGUAAACAAGGAGGAGGUGGUGGGGUCACACCCUCAGUCAUGCUCUGUAGCAUGUUGCCUCAUUGCUGGAGAACAAUUUGAGAAAAGCCAAGAUUAGAAAAAGAUACAGAGGUUACCAGCUGAGACAGAGCAACGUGCACAUGCGGCAUGAACUCAAGACUGAGCAGCGAGCAGUGUGUGAGCACCCCUUAAGUAGGGUACCCACGGCUGCUACUGCUCAGCCCGAAUUACUCAGUCCUGGCUCACCAGCCCCUUCUAGCAGCCAGAGGUGGCCUAGCAGGUUGCCUGGAUGUUACAACAGCAGUAAAUACGAUGUGUUAGAUGUAAAAAAUGGAUGUAAAUAUCAAAUAGAUCCCCUAAAAAAAUCAUAUUUAGCCACUUUGCCAACACAUCACUAGAAGUCCCAUAUAACAUACAUUCUACUUUUAAAAGUAAGUGUUCUUGAUGUAAUUAUACUAAGCAUUUAUGAAAUACUAUAUAUAGAUAUUACUAUUAGUAAUAAUUAUAAUAAUAAUAAUAAUAGUAGACAAUUGUGGUCACAGACAAUUUGCUAAUAAACAAACACUAAGAUGUGCUUAAAUGAGUGUAUGUGUUAUGUAGUUAAAAUGAAUGUUUCAACAAACAUAUUGGGCACAUUUUUCCCUGCAUUUUUUCAUCCGCACCCGCCUUGAAGAAGACCACCUAGAGUAAUUUGAGACCCCUGGCUAAAAUAGUUCUUUACAUGGUUAGAUCACUCUAUGUCCUACCAAAAAGCAUUCCACUAGAGCCUUUUUUGGGUUCUAUAAACACAAAAGUAAAGGUGCCAUAGAAGAAUCUCUUUUGGUUCCCAAAAAACUGAGCUGCUCUUUAGUGAACUCUGUGUGAUGUGAGAUGUGACGCGAGCAUGUCUGAGAACCCUCUUAAAUUGAUUUAGAAUCUUUACAUUGUUGAGGUUCUUCACAUUUUACAAAUCUCUUCCUCAAACCUGAUUCAUCAGGAAACCAAAAGUAGUUCUUCUAUGGCACUGAUCAAAGACGAUGUAUUAAGAGCAGUUGUGUGAGUGUUCCAAGAACCCUUAAAUUGGUGUAGAACCUUUGCAUAAUGUGAAGGGUCUUUAAGCUUUUAAAUGUUCUCCUCACUUACAAAUCUCUUCUUUGAACAGGUUCUUUAGGGGAACAAAAGUGUUACUUUAGGAGUUGCUCAAAGAACCCUUUGUGGCGCCAAUUUUUAAGAGAAUAGAAAGCGUUAUUUUAAGAGCGGACAGUCGGCAUAAACAGCAACAGACAGUUUUGUCCACAACAGAAAUCUUCACCGUGGUGAGUAAAUGGAUCCAUUCAGAGUAGCUAGCACACUCAAGACACAUUAGGAGCCACAAACAGACAUUUGAAUGUUUAACGAAUACAAAGAGAAUGCAAGUAUUAAUGUGCAAUAAUGAACGAGGGCAUGUGAAAUGGGGUCCAGAGACCACAGUGCCCAGUCACUCCAUUCUUCAGUGUGCCAUUAUUCCACAGAAGAAGGUGUUGGAUGGGUUAAGAGUGAUUGAACGAGGCUCAAUGAAUGACACAGGCUGGACGUGUACACUGACCUUCACUGCAGAUGAACCAACGUCUUUGGUUCCAACUUUUUGGUGCUAUUAGAUUUAAACAGCGAGUUGGACAUUGUUGGGUUCAAAAGGCACAGCAUAAAAACAGCAGGUGCUUCGUUGAGGUCUUCAGUGAAUGUUACCAGCCAAGAAACCCCACUCAUCACCUCAAAUAUUCACCCCAAUUACCCCAAUGUUCAUCCCAAAAUUGACCUUCUUUACCCCCAAUGUGCACUCCAAAACUCACCGUUUAUCCAAAUGUUUACUGCAAUAUUCAUCCCAUUUACCUGAGUGUUCACUCCAAAAUUCAAUCCAUUUGAACCAAAGUUCACCCCAGAGUUCACUCCAUUUACCCCAGUGUUCACCUUAGAAUUUACCCAGUUUACCCCAUCUUCAAUAAUACUACGAUAGCUAGGUACACAUACCUCAAUGUCUAUGUCUUUGGGCUGCAAAAUUGCCCAAGCUCAUUUCUACUGUUCAUUUCCUGAUGGUUUAAUCUUCUUUAUCACUCUAUCCGUUUCCAUAACCAGCACUAAAUCAUCCUUCCAUCAUCUGUUCAUUUGCAAAAGUCACAGCACAGCAACAGUGGCUACGUUUAGGAUUUAAAGACGUUCAGUUUAUUGAGGAGGGCUUUUGGAGUUUAGAUAUAACACAUGGGCGUGCAUUUUGCAUCCAAUGCCGUCCCUCCAGGAAUGAAACGUUUAGAGACUUAAAAAGACUGCUGCUAUUUAUCUUCCUGUUCCUGCUAUUUUUAUGUUUGGAUGGGAAAAAAAAUCCUCCUCUUGAUUGGUUCACUCUUCUACUGUUUCACUUUCUUCCAUUCUCCCACAUCUUAAAGCAGGAGUUUCCACCCCACUGCAGAUGAAAUGCAUUAGUAUGCACUAGCGUUCAAAAGUUUGGAAUCAAUUGGACUCAUUCAUCGACUGUUCUUAAGAAGAAAUUCGGCACUUUUAGAACACGUCAUGUGUCUGACAGACUUUUUCUUAGGACCUUUCUCAAGAACACAUUCAAGAGCAAACUUAGGAAGAUAUUGGUGAAUUCGGACCAUUGCUUUUAAUGAUAUAAAACCAAUUUGGCUGCAGAUAACGUCUAUAAUUAUUCUAAUGUGUUAGUCUGGUGCAACAUCACAGUUUUAAUAGCUAUAAUCACACUAAGUAGCUGUAAAUAAACAUGGAGAAAUUUUAGGCAUGCCCAAAACGAUGAACCAAGCUGCAGAUGAUCUUAAAAUGACUGAGACAGCUGUAGAACUUUUACUAAUAGAGAAUUAAGUUAUAAUAAAAUUCCUCAUAUCUCAAGGCAGAUAACUUGACAAAAAUGAAUGCAAAAAUAGAUAGUUUAAGUACAUAUGGAAUUUCACAUAUAAUUUUGUUCAGUCUUUCAAAGACGUCUUGAAUUACGCAAUAAAGCCUCUAAGAUACCUUUCAAACAGAAUAAACCCACGUUCUAUAGGCUAUUAUUGUACAAAAUAAAAAAAUCCAAACUUGUCAAAUGAUUCCAAAUUUUGAAUUCUAGUACAUGUCCUCAAUAUAUUCCACAAUAUACAUAAAUUGUAAGGCCUUUUGAAUACUUUAUAGUUUUAGAUUUGAAGCACUUCAUUAUCCUGGCUUAACUCACUCACUCAUGUUUAGCAGGCGAAAGAGUCACCACAAGGGGGCACUGUUUUGCUUCAUAUCAAUGAUGCUUUGUGUCCUUGUUGAAUGUGUAGCUGCAUAAUUUUAAUGUUCUCCCUGCUAGAACACACCUGGAUUAACUCAUCGGCUACUUAUGAGGUCCUUCGUGAGCUGAAUUGUGUUAGUACAGAUAAAACUCAUAAGGGCCAGUUUCCCAAACUUAGUUUAAGCCUAAACCAGGACUAAAACGAAUUUCUAAAGGUUAUACCCCAGGUCAGACAGUCGGAGAGGGAGGUCCUCUCGGAAUUGAAUAUUAAAACUUUUAAUAUUUAAAUUGUAUUUCCAGGACAAUGUGCCAAGGGGUGCCAAUGUGCAAAUAUUUUGGCACCCCCGGUCAAAUACUGUGCUUUAUUAAUUUUUUCAGAGUGAAAAGAAGUGAACACAUCCUCUGCAGAGAACCCCGCUCCUCUGGUCUUGACAUGUCUGGCUCUUGACAGGUCCCUGCAAAUGACAGGUCAGAAGACAGGCGGACAGUAGAAAGAGUAAUCUGGUCAGUUACAGCCAUAGGUAGGGGCUAUUACCACUAGCCACCCCCUGUUUGAGCAUACAUUCACGAUUACAGCAAAGCCAAUAUACAAGGUUAACUGACCCUCAUCACACCUGAGCAGUAACAUGGGACACGAGUCCAUUAAGAAGUAGAAUAUACUGUUAUAUAUGGUCAAUAUAAAAAUGAAAUAUUUUGACAUCAUAUUCCUGUGUAUUUAAACAAAAGCAACAGAAGACGAGAGAGAGGGUGUUACCACAUCUAACUCGCGCUCAGUCAGGACUGCAUGUAAACAUUUUGCCAGGAAAAUUGUAAGACUUGUAGUACUAGUUAAAAACUCGUAGCAUGGAAAUAAGAAGUAUGUAAUUAUUCUAAAAAGCAUUAAUCGCUAUUAGUUAAAUGAUGUAUCAUUUGAAUGUGAAAUAUACAUUUCCUCCAAAAUAAUUCAGAUUUUCCACAAGGGGGUGCUGUUAGCACUCAAGUAGCAUUUUGUGAAUUAUUUAAAGAGAUGAAACCCACACCAGCAGGAUUUUACAUAUUCCUGCUGUCAUCGAUUUCAAAAUGGGAUUCUUUUUAUUCUAAAAAGAAUAACGUUACUUAAAUUAGUGAAGGCAAUAGGUACCGAAGGGGAGUGCCUCAGCCUCUCAGUCCACAGGUUUGGAUUGUACAGCCCUGCACUGAACUUGCUCAGCUGUUCUGCUGAGUAAAGGACAGAAUUACAUCAAAUAAGCCCUGAACAGUGUUUCAAAAGUUGCCUAUUUGCUAGAUCCAGCCGUUUAGACUUAAGCAAACAUUGUUGCUUAGCAAAGUUUUCCUUCGGCUCAGCCUGAGAACUAAAAACUUUGUGUGGUAACAAGAAAGUAGUUUGCUUUUAUUCAACGCAGAUAUCUUUAAUAAAGCUGCAUAAAAUGUUAGAUAAAUAAAAUUACUAUUUUAUCAGUGCCAACUUUAAAAGCUCCUGCCCUAUUCCCUUUUCACAGUGCAGGUAAGGUGAAAAAAGUGCUCUAAUUUGAUAUAACAACACAAAAACAAUGCUUUCCAGCCAAUCAGACUGUGCAGUCAGGACUAACUGUUGUAUAAUGCAAUAUAUUUUACAUUCGGAAUAGGACAGCCCUGCUUAAUCCAAUUCUUAUCACCAAACAAUCAGCUUUAGCGGAAAGAUUUGAUUAUACGAAGUGUCCGGAUAUAUUUUCAGGCUUGACAGGUGUCAUUUGGAGUGGCAUGGAUGUUCAGAAUGACCAAGUAUGUGACCUUCUCAGUUUGCUAUAUUAUUUGGGCACUUUUAUUGUGUAUCCUGUAGCAAAAUGGUCAAAUUCCUAGAUCUUUCAUAUCGUCUACUCUCAGCAAACGAGAGAGAGAGAGAGUGUUAUUAUGACAUUGAACACGUGUGGAGGCUGAAGGACAUCGUCUAUGGCUUCAUUACCGACUGAAGUGGGAAGUGAACCAGUUGACAGGAGGAUAUGUUUUUUCUUUUGCAUGGCCUGACCCUUGGAGCUUGGCAAAAUAAGACAGGAUGGGAUAGAUUUGCUUGUUGUGUCUAUAAAAAUAAUGUAUGUACUGUAACUGCCUUAAUAACGAGAGAACUGCGUUAAAUAGAAAAAGGUCCGUGCACUUUUCUGCAUUUUCACACUGUUUCAGAGAGGGUUGAAGGCAGGUGACACCACAUUGAGCAAUCUGCUAAUCUACUGCAACCCAGUGAGCUGCUAUCUCCAUACAGUGAUCUUCUCAAAGCCAAAUAAAGCCAUUUACCAACCAAAA